This is a messenger RNA of Phoenix dactylifera (date palm), 960 nucleotides long. RefSeq lists its product as uncharacterized. Lineage: Eukaryota; Viridiplantae; Streptophyta; Magnoliopsida; Arecales; Arecaceae. The record is from RefSeq and is a predicted model, not a curated record.
GGAGGACAACAUCCCUUUCCCUCUCUUCCAAAACCCCAACCCUUGCACACGAAACCCUAAUGCCCCAUGGCGGACCACAGAGAGGAGCUCCAAACCCUAGACCAAGAACCAUCGAAUCCCCGGCAGCCCCCGAAGAGAAAGCCUGAUCUCGACUCCGUCGACGAAGGCGAAGAGGACUGGCGGAAGAAGACCAAGCCGCAGCCCGAGAUCCCCUCUUCUUGCCCCAAAGAACCCCCCGACGACGUCAAAGCCGAAGAAGACGUUGACGGCGGCGAAGAAGAUGGAGAGGAGGCUGGGGUUGAUCCCAACGGGAAUGCAGCCGUCUUCAAGGGGAAGGGAGUGGCGGCGGCAGUGGAUAAGGGGAAGGGGAAGAUGGUAGUGGAUGAAGACGAGGACGAGGAUGAGGAUGAUAGCAGUGAUGACGAUGAUAGUGGCGAUGUGAUUGGAGGGGAGGACGAUGAAAGCGAUUUCUCAGAUGAUCCCCUUGCCGAGGUCGAUCUAUCGAACAUUCUGCCCUCGAGGACGCGGCAGAGAUCGCCGCCUCCGCAAGGGGCGUAUCUCCUCUCCGAUAAGGAAGACGACGACGACGACGACGAAGUCGAUGAUGAUGUUAAUGAUAGCGAGUAGCUGGGAUGAAGAGAAAAUGAGGAUACGAUGUACCAGGACUGAGGGAGAGCUAUUGUGUUUCAAGUCUACAAAUUCUUGAUCUUCUUCUUGUUUCAUGAAAGGAUGAUACUAUGACAUUCAAGAGUUUAAGUGGCUUCCAAAUUUUCCCCUCAGAAACCAACAGACUGCUGUAGCCUCCUUUUCAAAAGAGGACUGUAAUGAUUCAGUAUUUUAUGAUAUCUUUGUGUUGAGGCAAUGGAGAGCCAGUCUGUGCAAGGCCCUUCUUGUUGAGCUUUUGCAACUCUUCAUUUUUCUAAAGGAAGUGGGUGAAGCUGGCUUGUUUCUCUUGGAUAA